This is a messenger RNA of Closterium sp. Naga37s-1, 855 nucleotides long. The record is from the annotation of a GenBank genome assembly. Lineage: Eukaryota; Viridiplantae; Streptophyta; Zygnematophyceae; Desmidiales; Closteriaceae.
AUGGGCGACGGCGUGUCGCUCAUGUCUCUGCUGCUCGCCUGCACUCGCCGCACCGACAACCCCGCCCUCCUCCCCACCCUCCCCACCGCCAAGCGCCAGACUGGCUCCCAGCCCAGCAGUGCAGCUGCAGCUGCAGCGGUGGAGGAGAGUGAGGAGCUGCGGAAGCAGCUUGGUGACGCAGGAGGGCCUGAGGAGGAGGAGAAGUUGAAGCAGUUAAAGCCCAGGAAAGUACACAUGCCGUCUGCAGCGUCAGCGUUUACGCUUGACUCGAUGACUGAAUCUCCGUUCGCCCCGGACCCAGUCGGGCAGGCAGCAGCAGAAGCAGCAAAAGCACCCACAGACGGGGUUACAGCAGUUGCGGGUGGGCGUGCGGGUGCGGGUGGUGGGGGUGCUUUGGUGAAAGGGGCAGGGGCUGCAGGGAAGAGAGGGGGAGGGGGAGGGGGAGGGUUGGUGGGUGUGGGGAGGUGGAUGUGGCAACUGCUGGCGGUGUUGGGGAACACGCUGUGGCACGUGUCAACGUUCAUGGCUGUGCUGCUGUGGCGCGCUGAUACUGCCACGUGUGUCAAGAUGAAGCCGCGGAGUGGUGGCGCGCAGAAGAAAGGGGGAAAAGGGAGCAGUGCGGUGCUGCAGCACCCGGAGGAGGGGAGAGGGGAGACCAUCAACGAUGUGAUGGUGACGGUCAUAUCAGGGGGACUUGACCGUUACCUGCGCCACCACCACGACCAGCAGGCAGAGAGAGCAGGAGAGCCUGCCCCAGUUGCCACCUCCCCACUGCCGACCACUGUUCGCCUCAGCGCUGUCUGUGUUGUCAACAUCCGCCCCGCUCCUGGGCUUCAGGUAAACCUUCCCCAGUAA